Hibiscus syriacus is the source of this 503-nucleotide messenger RNA. RefSeq names its product DNA-directed RNA polymerases II, IV and V subunit 6A-like. Gene Ontology annotation, molecular function: DNA-directed RNA polymerase activity; DNA binding. Gene Ontology annotation, biological process: DNA-templated transcription. The record is from RefSeq and is a predicted model, not a curated record. Gene Ontology annotation, cellular component: nucleus; RNA polymerase II, core complex; RNA polymerase I complex. NCBI's taxonomy places the organism in Eukaryota, Viridiplantae, Streptophyta, Magnoliopsida, Malvales, Malvaceae. The transcript has 6 exons. The coding region runs from base 36 to 470 and encodes 144 amino acids.
GUUGACACUCCCAAAGCUUUAGCAAAUUCUCAACAAUGGCAGACGAUGACUAUAAUGACAUGGACAUGGGAUAUGAGGAUGAGCCACCGGAGCCUGAGAUUGAAGAAGGAGCGGAGGAGGAUGUAGAAAACAAUAACAACGAUGAUGUUCCAAUUGACCCUAUUGAAUCCGAAGAUAAAGACGACCGUGAUGAUAAUGACAAAGUUAAUCGUAAAACAUCAAAGUACAUGACCAAAUAUGAGCGUGCUAGAAUAUUGGGUACUCGUGCUCUGCAAAUCAGUAUGAAUGCUCCAGUUAUGGUUGAGCUGGAGGGUGAAUCUGACCCACUUGAGAUUGCCAUGAAAGAGCUUCGGGAGCGGAAAAUCCCCUUCACCAUUCGUCGGUACUUGCCUGGUGGAAGUUAUGAAGAUUGGGGCGUUGAUGAGUUGAUUGUGGAAGACUCGUGGAAGAGACAAGUUGGAGGCAAUUGAUUAUUACUUGUUAUGUGAGGAACAUUCUUUUCA